AUGGACAGCAUUGCUGAGAGUAUUUAUACGGAGAUCCCCGCUCCCGAGGAACUCAAUGACACGCCGUCGCUUUUGACGGUAAUUUUCGAGCUCACGCCGCGCAGCUGGUACUCGCUACGAGAGAAAGUCACCAUCCAAGAAACUGUCAAGACGGUUUUGGUCUUCAUGAACGCACACCUCUCUCUUAACAACAGCAACCAGGUAGCGUUUAUUUUGUCGCUGCCUCUUGGCUCGGAGAUUCUACACCCCAGCGUGGAAUCUGACGAGAAUGAGAAAGGUCUCCAUGGUUCGCAGGAGAAUGCCCUUCUUAUCAACGAGGGCAUGUACCGAAACUUUCGUAUAGUUGACGAGGUGGUGAUGAGGAAGCUUAAUUAUGCUCUAGAAAAAAUCUCGACAAAUCUUUCCGAGUCAGAAAAGAAAGUCUCCACCGUUGCUGGAGCUUUGCUGCGAGCGCUCACCUACACCAAUAGACUCUUACACUUAGACCAAUCGAUCUCGACCACAACAGCGUCAGCGAUCAACUCAACGGCAUCGACGAUGAACACGCUGGGCACAGGCUCGUCGACCAACAUGUCAGCAACCUCGAUGCACGCACGAGUGCUUGUGGUGACCCCAAACGAUACCUACGAGCUGAACUACAUUGCCAUCAUGAAUUCGAUUUUCGCGGCGCAAAGAUGA
Messenger RNA from Candidozyma auris, 678 nucleotides. RefSeq names its product TFIIH/NER complex subunit TFB4. NCBI's taxonomy places the organism in Eukaryota, Fungi, Ascomycota, Pichiomycetes, Serinales, Metschnikowiaceae. The record is from RefSeq and is a predicted model, not a curated record. The coding region runs from base 1 to 678 and encodes 225 amino acids. The transcript has a single exon. Gene Ontology annotation, biological process: nucleotide-excision repair; regulation of DNA-templated transcription. Gene Ontology annotation, cellular component: transcription factor TFIIH core complex; transcription factor TFIIH holo complex.